GAAAAAUUGAAGAAAAAAAAUCCGAAGUGUUCGACCUCGACAAUUUUCGCUUUGCCGUCUCGAGACACCCUCGAAAACCGACCCCCCCUCCUCAAACCCACCAAAAAAUUGAAGAGAGCUCCCGCGUCGAGGCUUGAUUGUCGGAAUUCCAGAACCCCCCCCCCCUCUUCUCCCAGUCCGAGACAAGAAGACCGACUCUCAAAAUGGCCGCGAUCAACUACCUCCUCUACGAGGCGCCCAUGGGCUACGGUGUGUUCCACAUCGAGCACCAGCCCGACAGCAUUGGCCUGCGCCAGAAGGAGGCCCAGGAGUCCAUUGCCGACCUUGCCCGCUUCGGCAAGAUGGUCAAGCUUGUCAACUUCACCCCCUUUGACACCGGAAAGCAGGCAUUGGACGAGAUCAACCACAUCUCUGAGGGUCUCAUGUCGGACCACCUCAAGUCGGUCCUUGAGCUCAACCUCCCCCAGACGAGCGGCAAGAAGAGCAGAAUCACCGUUGCCGUGGCCGAGAAGAACCUGGCCUCCGUGAUCAAGUCCACCUUCCCCGGUGUCGACUGCGAAACCUCCGAGACCUCUGAGGUCGCCGGCGACCUCCUCCGUGGCGUCCGCCUGCACGCCGACCGCCUCCUCAAGGGCCUGCAGACGGGCGACUCGACCGCCGCCGGCCUCGGCCUGGGCCACUCGUACUCGCGCGCCAAGGUGAAGUUCAGCACCACCAAGAACGACAACCACGUCAUUCAGGCCAGCGCCACCGUCGAGUUCCAGGACAAGGGCGUCAACCAGUUCUUCAUGCGCGUGCGCGAGUGGUACGGCUGGCACUUCCCCGAGCUCGUCAAGAUUGUCUCGGACAACCUGACCUACGCCAAGCUCGUGCUCGCCAUCGGCGACAAGGCCACCCUCACCGACGACCGCCUGCACGACAUCGCCGCCCUCGUCGAGGAGGACGGCGAGAAGGCCCAGGCCAUUAUCGACGCCGCCAAGGUGUCCAUGGGCCUGACUAUCAUGCCCGCCGACCUCGAGAUCGUCAAGGGCUUCGCCGAGGCCGUCGUCGCCCAGGCCGAGGCCCGCCGCUCGACCGCCAACUACCUCGACAAGAAGAUGUCCAUCGUCGCGCCCAACCUGCAGACCCUCAUCGGCACCCCCGUCGCCGCCAAGCUCAUCUCGCACGCCGGCUCCCUGACGAACCUGUCAAAGUACCCGGCCUCGACGCUCCAGAUUCUCGGCGCCGAGAAGGCCCUCUUCCGCGCCCUCAAGACCAAGAGCAACACCCCCAAGUACGGUCUCAUCUACCACUCCAGCUUCAUCGGCAAGGCCGCCGUCAAGAACAAGGGCCGCAUCUCCCGCUACCUGGCCAACAAGUGCUCCAUCGCCUCCCGUAUCGACAACUACACCGAGAACCCCACCACUAAGUUUGGUGAGGCUCUGCGCCAGCAGGUCGAGGACCGCCUCGAGUUCUACGCCACCGGCAAGAAGCCUGCCAAGAACGCCGAUGUUAUGGCCUCCGUUCUGGAGCAGGUCGAGGGCGACAUCACGCUCGACGACGCCGAGAUGGUCGACGCCGUCGCGCCCGAGGUGAAGAAGGAGAAGAAGGAAAAGUCCAAGGACAAGAAGGAGAAGAAGGACAAGAAGGACAAGGAGAAGAAGCGCAAGCGCGAGUCCGACGUCGGCGGCGCCGCCGAGCCCGAAAAGGCUGACGGAGAAAAGAAGAAGAAGAAGAAGAAGUCCAAGGACGAGUAAAGGGAGGGAAAAAGGGCUUGCGGGGGGUGUGCGUGAUGGGGAUUGUCCUGUCUCGGGGCCACACUCACUCACCUCCCAAACCCCGUUUCUUCGCGCGCUCUGUCUGGCCAAACCUCUUUGUUCCAAAAUCUUCCGGAAUUUUUCCAUGUCUACUACUGUGUUGUAGGUUGGUCGGCACAUGGGGGGAAGGGAUUUCUCUGGGCAUCCGUCGGGCUCCUCUCCACUUGUCUUAUCCCUAGGAUCUUCUCCUGUUCUAUUUUUUCUUUUCCUUCUGUUUUUUUUCAACUGUCUGGGAGUUUUGUACGGGGAAAUGAAACCGGGCUUAUCGGAGUUUGGGCUGCACAAAAUGUUAACUGCAUCAUCAUAUCCCCCCAUGCUGUGUAUGUACACGUUGAAGAACAACCACCCAUACCCAACACUGCC
Molecule: messenger RNA, 2159 nt
Organism: Colletotrichum destructivum
Lineage: Eukaryota; Fungi; Ascomycota; Sordariomycetes; Glomerellales; Glomerellaceae
Product: Putative nucleolar protein Nop56/Nop58
Exons: 3
Coding region: 204-1736 (510 amino acids)
Cellular component (GO): box C/D methylation guide snoRNP complex; small-subunit processome
Molecular function (GO): snoRNA binding
Source: RefSeq, a predicted model, not a curated record